AUGGGAACUGCAGGUGAUUCUCAACAAGUGACGACCGCCUCGGUGUACAGCAUAGAUGCGGAGAACCAGACCAACAACACCCAGACUGAAAAUGCUGUAAAGCCUGUGAAGUCAUGGAAAGGUUAUGUAUGGGACACAUGGGAACUUCCACCAGACCAACGUUGGAUGCUUUUCAAAGUAGAUGCUUUCGUCCUCACAUUUGCAUCUUUGGGUUAUUUUUUGAAGAACAUCGACCAGUCAAAUGUCAACAACGCCUUUCUCAGUGGCAUGGAGGAGGAUUUAGAAAUGUUCGGUAAUCAACUAGUGACUAGCACGUCUAUCUGGACUGUGGGAUACGUUAUUGGCCAAAUUCCAUCCAACCUGCUGUUAACAAGAGUUUCUCCUCGAUGGGUCAUCCCCUCGCUGGAGGUAGGAUGGGGACUCGCGACUAUCUGUACAUCAAGCGUCAAAUCAUAUAAAGCGCUGUAUGCUUUGCGCUUCCUUGUUGGUUUCUUUGAAUCAGGAUUUUACCCUGGAAUUCAUUACUUAUUGGGAUCAUGGUACACACCACAAGAAAUCGGAAAGCGGGCAAUGAUCUUCUGGCUUGCCGGCUCAGUUGGCACUCUAUUUAGCGGUUUUCUUCAAGCCGCUGCUUAUACAAACCUGAAUGGAACACAUGGAUACGCUGGAUGGCGCUGGCUGUUCAUUAUCGAUGGCAUCAUUACGCUACCGCUUGCGCUCGCAGGGUACAUAUUCUUUCCCAAUCUACCACAAAGUGGCAAGAAGACAUGGUGGACAACAGAAAAGGAGCAUCAAUUGUCAAUCAAGAGAAUGCAAGAUAUCGGACGCGCCGGGAAGCAGCCUUGGACUAGGGCAAAGGUGAAAGGAAUUCUGCUGAGCUGGCAUACUUAUCUUCUUCCAUUGCUAUACAUCCUUUGGAACAAUGGCUUGCCUCAGCCUGCGAUGGGCUAUUGGCUGAAAAGCUUUAAUGCCCACCCUCCCCCUGUCCCCGGAACGUCUUACACUGUCGCACAGAUCAAUAACUUACCUCUCCCUACAACCGGUGUGCUCAUCGCCAUGUCGUUGGUCUGGGCUUGGCUAUCCGAUGGGCCAUGUCGUGGCGCUCGCUGGCCAUUUAUCUAUGUCGGCGCCAUUUCUACUCUCAUCUUUGCCUCCCUAAUGAUGAAGAUGCCUUUCUACACAAAUAUCAACGGCCGUACGGUUAUUUACUGGCUGAGUAAUAUUGGCGGUGGUGCCGGCCCAUUGAUCUUGAGUUGGAUCAACGAGAUCUGCUCCGAAGACACGGAAAAGCGAGCGCUACUUGUUGCGAUGGCCAACGACCUUGCCUAUGUUGUACAAGCAGUCGCGCCUAAUUUCAUGUGGAAAACCACAGCAUUUCCCCAAGCUCCAAAAGGGUAUACUUGGUCGAUCGUGCUUCAAGUGUUGCUCAUCCUGGGCACAGCAACUGUUCAAUUCCUCUUGUGGCGCGAUAAGAAAAAAGCAGCAAAGGCAGAGGCGAGUCACUCGGCUAUUGACCCCCUCGAGUCAUCGUCUAUAGAGGGAGAUACAUCGGUGGGAUCUAGAGAAGACGAUGGCAAAGUGGCUAACACUUCUCAGGUCAAAAAAUUUGGCUUGGAUUAA
Molecule: messenger RNA, 1620 nt
Organism: Penicillium coprophilum
Lineage: Eukaryota; Fungi; Ascomycota; Eurotiomycetes; Eurotiales; Aspergillaceae
Exons: 10
Coding region: 1-1620 (539 amino acids)
Biological process (GO): transmembrane transport
Cellular component (GO): membrane
Molecular function (GO): transmembrane transporter activity
Source: RefSeq, a predicted model, not a curated record